UGAACCGGAUGUACACACGCUAAACCGGAGAAGAAAAACUGGCUACAAUUCAACGGUGGCUAAUGUUAGCCGACAGCUACGAGCUAUAAAUAUCAUUUUGGACGCAUUGGCAUGCUGUAAACGGCUCCAAAACACUUAUUCGAAGGUAUUCGCUUCCCCACGUAUACGAGAAUAUAGUUUUACGGCUUCGGAUAUUGUAAGAAAUACAUUUGGCGUUAGCGCACGCCCUGCUAAACAACAUACUCGGUGGUUAGCUGUGGUAGCUUCGUUUGCUUUUUAAUGCAUAAAAUGAGUCUAGCGGUUCACCGCGAGCCCCGAAAGACUGCGGGGAAUCGCAUGUCCAAAUUGCUGGACGCCGAGGAGGACGACGAGUUCUACAAGACCACUUACGGAGGUUUCAACGAUGAAUCGGGAGACGACGAGUACAAUGAAGAUCAUUCGGACACAGAGGACGAGGUGGACAGCGAUUUUGACAUCGAUGAGGGGGAUGAGCCAGACAGCGCCCAGGAAGACGACGCGCCUCGCAGGAAGAGUCGAGUCGUUACUAAAGCGUAUAAGGAGCCUGUGAAGGUGGCCAAGCCCAAGCCCAAACCCAAACGACCAUCAGAGGAAACAAAGAAGAUAGAGAAGAAACCUAAAGCCGAGCUCAAGCGGAGGAUUCCACAAGAAUUUCAAGACUACGGCGCCCGCAAAUCCGUGCGACAGUCCACCAGCGAGCACACCCGCAAGACCAACCUGCGCCUGCAGGAGCGCCAGGACGCCCCUCGCCGCCGGAGGGGGGCCCACCGCGACCGGCCCCUCACCCAAGAGGAGCUGCUGGCCGAGGCCAAGAUCACCGCCGAGCUCAACAUUCGAUCGCUGGAAAACUAUGAGCGCCUGGAAGCUGAUAAGAAGAAGCAAGUCCACAAGAAGCGCCGAUUUGAGGGCCCCACCAUCCGUUACCAUUCGGUUCUGAUGCCCCUCGUCUCGCCGUCGCAUCUCAAAGAGGAGAACGUAGACGUCGAAGGUUUGGAUCAGGAUGUUCCUCAGACGGUGCUGCCGAAUCCCGCCAUGCCCUCGCAGCAGCCCGUCGGUGGCCUCUGCUCGCGCACAUUUGUGACUUUCAGCGACGACGAGGCGUUUAACUGCGGGUUCCCGCGCAGCGCUCAGGCAAGUCCUCAGAUCCCCGUGCAGGAAAUCUGCCCCGUCACCCACAAGACGGCGCUGUACCGGGACCCGGUCACGGACAUCCCGUACGCCAACGCGCGGGCCUUCCGCAUCAUCCGCGAGGCCUACCGUAAGUACGUGGCCGCUCACGGGUUCCCCAACGCGUCGGGAGGGAUGACAGGACGGGACGCGGCGUCGAGAGGCGCGCGCCACAGAAUGCCGGUCAAGCAGAGUGCGCUCGCCACUUAAAUGGGAUUCUUUUUUUCUUUCUUUCCGGGAACACGUCAUCCAUAAAGACUGCACUCUGGACUCUUCACCAUACAGAGGAUGAAAUGAAUUCCGUAGAUUAAUUUGAGUGGAUUGAAUAAUGCCUUUGGACUCUCUCCCACUUUUUUUUUUUGUUUUCCUUGAAUAAACUGUCCUUUUGUACUGUGAAAAGAUGACCUUUCUACAACGAAUAAAAGUAAUUUAUGUUUUG
Molecule: messenger RNA, 1624 nt
Organism: Phyllopteryx taeniolatus (common seadragon)
Lineage: Eukaryota; Metazoa; Chordata; Actinopteri; Syngnathiformes; Syngnathidae
Gene: vps72a
Product: vacuolar protein sorting 72 homolog a
Exons: 6
Coding region: 280-1395 (371 amino acids)
Biological process (GO): regulation of DNA-templated transcription; chromatin remodeling
Cellular component (GO): nucleus
Molecular function (GO): ATP-dependent H2AZ histone chaperone activity
Source: RefSeq, a predicted model, not a curated record